AUGGAUUGUGUAACGAAGUGGAGUAAUUUACCUACAAGUCCUAGCCUUAAACAGUUAACAGAACCAGGCUAUGGCAUACCGAGGAAAGAACAACAUGCCGCUGUUCAGGACCUAACGAAGGCUCAUAUUGAGUCGUUUGAUCAAGCCGUUUCAGAUGGACUUUGUCGUGCUGUGCAGGCAAUCCCUCCCUUAGAGUUUAUGUUUAGAAAUGACCGGAUCAGUUUGGCCUUUGUAGAGGCCACCAUCUUUAAACCAGUGGUGGGCAAAGGGAGCAUCUGCCGGGACCUGAGGGUGUUUCCGGCCGAGUGCAGAGGGAGACGCUGCUCCUACCGGGGAAAGAUUGUGGCAGAUGUCAGCUGGUCUAUAAAUGGGAUUCCCAAAGGCAUCAUCAAGCAGUCCCUGGGCCAGGUGCCCAUCAUGGUGAAGUCUAAGCUCUGUAACCUUCACGAGCUCUCUCCGAAAGAACUUAUUGAACACCAUGAGGAAGCUGAGGAAAUGGGUGGUUAUUUUAUUGUUAAUGGGAUUGAGAAGGUUAUUCGCAUGCUGAUCAUGCCAAGGAGGAACUAUCCUAUUGCUAUGUCAAGACCCAAGUGGAAGAACAGAGGCCAGGGGUACACCCAGUAUGGUAUCUCAAUGCACUGUGUGAAAGAGGAGCAUACAGCUAUCAAUAUGAAUCUGCAUUAUCUGGACAAUGGCACCGUGAUGCUGAACUUCAUCUACCACAAAGAGCUUUUUUUCUUGCCCCUGGGGUUUGCACUCAAGGCCCUAGUGGACUUCACAGAUUUCCAGAUCUUCCAGGAGCUUAUAAAAGGUCGUGAGGAGAACUCCUUCUACAAGAGCUGUGUGUCUGAGAUGCUGCGAAUUGUCAUGGAGGAGGGCUGCACGACCCGCAGAAAGGUCCUCAGCUACCUUGGUGAACGCUUCCGGGUCAAAAUGAACCUGCCAGAGUGGUACACCCACGAGCAGUGUGCCAACUACCUGCUAGACCAGUGCAUCUGUAUUCACCUGAAGUCGGAUGUGGAGAAGUUCUACCUGCUGUGUUUGAUGACGCGGAAGCUAUUCACGUUUGCCAAGCAGGAAUGCAUGGAGGAAAACCCGGACAGUCUUAUGUGUCAGGAGGUGCUCACACCAGGACGGCUCUACCUAAUGUACCUUAAGGAAAGAAUGUCUGCCUGGAUGGUGUCAGUGAAACUGUCUUUGGAAAAGAAGGCCCAUCGGCUCACUGGAGGGAUAACCUCUGACAACCUGGUGAAGAUGUUCAACAUGGGCUCUGAUGUGACCAAGGCCUUUGAAUAUCUGCUGGCCACUGGAAAUCUCAACUCAAAGACGGGUCUGGGCAUGCUCCAGAACACGGGACUGUGCGUGGUGGCUGACAAGCUCAACUUCAUCCGUUACCUGUCCCACUUCCGAUGCGUGCACCGAGGGGCGGCCUUCGCCAAGAUGAGGACCACGUCGGUGCGUCGCCUGCUGCCCGAGUCCUGGGGCUUCCUGUGCCCCGUACACACCCCCGACGGCGAGCCGUGCGGUCUGAUGAACCACAUGACGGCUCACUGUGACAUCAUAGCCCAGGCCCUGCCCACCACCACACUCCCCGCCCUGCUCUGUUCCCUGGGUGUGACUCCCGUAGACGGCACGCCGGGUCGAGCUUACUCGGACUGCUACCCCGUUCUCCUGGACGGGGCCAUGGUGGGCUGGGUGGAGACGGAGAUGGCCCCACUUCUCGUAGAUUCCCUCCGCAGGUUCAAAGUGUUGAAUGAGAAGAGGAUCCCCCCUUGGACCGAGAUAGUCCUGGUUCCCCAGACCGGCAAGGCCAGCAUGUACCCAGGCCUGUUCCUCUUCACCACCCCCUGCCGCAUGGUCCGGCCUGUCCGCAACUUGGCCCUGGGCAAGGAGGAACUGAUCGGUACCUUUGAGCAGCUCUACAUCAACGUGGGCAUCAGUGAAGAUGAGAUUGAACCUGGUGUGACCACCCACCAGGAACUCUUCCCUCACAGCAUGCUCAGCGUGGUGGCUAACUUCAUCCCUUACUCAGACCACAACCAGAGUCCCAGGAACAUGUACCAAUGCCAGAUGGGUAAACAGACGAUGGGCUUUCCCCUCCACUCAUUCCAGGAGCGCUCAGACAACAAGUUGUACCGCCUCAUGACCCCGCAGAGCCCCCUGGUCCGGCCUGUCAUGUAUGACCACUACAACAUGGACAAUUACCCCAUUGGCACCAACGCCAUUGUUGCUGUAAUCUCCUAUACUGGCUAUGACAUGGAGGACGCCAUGAUCCUGAACAAGUCGUCGUGGGAGAGGGGCUUUGCUCACGGCUGUGUUUACAAGACUGAGCUGGUGGACCUAACGGAGAAGAUAAAGGGCGAGGACAACCUGGUGUUUGGGAUCAAGCCCGGUGACCCCAAGGUGAAGGACAAGCUGGAUGUCGACGGGCUGCCCUUCAUCGGAUCUGUGCUGCAGUUCGGGGACCCUUUCUAUAGCUAUGUCAACCUCAACACUGGACAGAGCUUUGUGUACUUCUACAAGAGUCAGGAAAGCUGUGUGGUAGACAACAUCAAGGUGUGCAGCAACGACGCCGGAACAGGCCGCUUCAAGCGCAUCUGUAUCACGGUGCGGGUUCCCCGUAACCCCACCAUUGGGGACAAGUUUGCCAGCCGCCACGGUCAGAAGGGCAUCCUGAGCCGGCUGUGGCCCGCCGAGGAUAUGCCCUUCACAGAGAGCGGCAUGACACCUGACAUCCUGUUCAACCCGCAUGGCUUCCCCUCCCGCAUGACCAUCGGCAUGCUCAUUGAGAGCAUGGCGGGCAAGUCGGGCGCCCUCCAUGGCCUGUGCCACGACGCCACGCCAUUCACCUUCUCUGAGGAGAGCUCAGCGCUGGAGCACUUCGGCGACAUGCUGCGUGCCGCCGGCUACAACCACUAUGGUACCGAGCGGCUCUACAGUGGCCUCAGCGGGCUGGAGCUGGAGGCGGAUAUAUUCAUCGGCGUGGUCUACUACCAGAGGCUGCGUCACAUGGUCUCUGACAAGUUCCAGGUGAGGACGACAGGGGCGCGAGACAAGGUGACCAACCAGCCGGUGGGCGGAAGGAACAUCCAGGGGGGUAUACGCUUCGGGGAGAUGGAGCGUGAUGCCUUACUCGCCCACGGCACCUCCUUCCUGCUCCAGGACCGCCUGUUCAACUGCUCCGACCGCUCGACGGCCCAGGUUUGCGUGGACUGCGGCAGCCUGCUGUCCCCGUUGCUGGAGAAACCGCCGCCAUAUUGGUCGUCCACGCGCCACCGGAACACUGUCUGUGCCCUGUGCGGCAAGAGUGACUCGAUCGACACAGUGUCUGUGCCAUACGUUUUCCGCUACUUUGUCGCGGAGCUGGCGGCUAUGAACAUCAAAAUCAAAUUUGACGUGAAGUGAUUUUGUUCAGUUUACCUGCCCUUCUAUGCGCAGCCAGACCGUGCUAUUUUGUGCCUGAGAUGUUCAUCUUCAGCCAUGUGUGACUGGGAGGAGUUGACUUGUACAGGUAUUAGGCCUUGUUACGAUGUUAUAUUGUAUGAAUGGCUUCCUUACUCAAAUUAAUCUUUGUUACUUAUGUAAUACAUUUUUAGGUUGAAAAAAAGCAUACUGAAGUUUCCACGAUUACCUAAAGCCAUACUGAUAAUUAGAGUGGCUGUGUGCCUAAAAUGUUUUGCCCAUUAUCCGCAAUGUUCUCCACAUAAAAUAAGAACUGUAGUAAUAAAGGAUAGUUGGAAUAUUCAAUUUUUUUUAAGAUGUUGCAAAUAUAUUGUACAGUAACUGUCAAACAUACAAAAUACGGUCAGUUUGCAUUUACAGGAUUUCACUCCUGUAACUGUGUACUUUGAGCAGACUAUGUUGAUUCAUGUGACUUCUAGGGAAUAAAAGUUUUGUCAUUCACAGUGA
Molecule: messenger RNA, 3909 nt
Organism: Esox lucius (northern pike)
Lineage: Eukaryota; Metazoa; Chordata; Actinopteri; Esociformes; Esocidae
Gene: polr1b
Product: RNA polymerase I subunit B
Exons: 15
Coding region: 1-3405 (1134 amino acids)
Biological process (GO): DNA-templated transcription
Cellular component (GO): RNA polymerase I complex; nucleus
Molecular function (GO): DNA binding; ribonucleoside binding; DNA-directed RNA polymerase activity
Source: RefSeq, a predicted model, not a curated record